Messenger RNA from Haemonchus placei, 636 nucleotides. NCBI's taxonomy places the organism in Eukaryota, Metazoa, Nematoda, Chromadorea, Rhabditida, Trichostrongylidae. The record is from the annotation of a GenBank genome assembly.
AUGAUAGAACAUUAUGAGCACAUCAAUCAAAGAUCAUCACGAAGGCGAGUAAAAAGUGCUUUGCACAAAAAAAACGGGCGAAUUCCUGGAAUUCCUCAACCACAACACUGUAGGAAGGACAAUCCGGAAAGACGAAAGUCCUGUGGUCUCACGGAAAGAUCACAGCAAUUCACACGGACGAGAAUUCCGGUGGGCGAGCUAAGGGGGAGGUGUGACGACUUGGUGACGAUUCCACUGAGUAACCGGGCGGAGAAAUGGUUCGUGCUUGGCCCAGAGGACGACUUCGGGGCUCCCGCUCGAACAUUGGGAUGUCUGAUGCUUCCGAAGGUUGGGCAAACACUCUCGGCUUCUCGUAGACAGUCAGAGGCUCCGCUUCCGGUCCGACAGUACUACUGAUUCUCGGUGGUGAAGUUCGUUUCUUUCGAUCCGACUGUUUGAUGAUCCAGCAAACGGCGAAUAUCCCUACAAGGGCGAGAAUAAUCCCCAAAGUGAUCGACAUCCAUUGGAGCCAGACGAGAAUAUUGUCUUUUGCUCUGUGCCGGCACCAGGGUUGGCCUCCUUGGGUCCAUUGCAUCCUCCAAGUGUUGUCAUCCUCAUUUCGGAUCUUCUGACAUUGAAACUCGGUAUCGCCUUUGA